Messenger RNA from Vombatus ursinus (common wombat), 972 nucleotides. It is a transcript of the gene CCDC42, whose product is annotated as coiled-coil domain containing 42. Bases 1 to 972 code for a protein of 323 amino acids. The record is from RefSeq and is a predicted model, not a curated record. Gene Ontology annotation, biological process: spermatid development. Lineage: Eukaryota; Metazoa; Chordata; Mammalia; Diprotodontia; Vombatidae. The transcript has 7 exons.
AUGAGUCUGGGAAUGAUGGAAGAAGAAGACCUGGUGGAGUACUUCCGCUUGCAGUAUGGGGAACGACUGCUGGAGUUGCUAACGAAGUUCCCUUCAACAGAGGAGCAGUCACCAUCUCCAUCCAUCCGGCUCCUAGAGAAAAAGAAAGAGGCCAAAGUGAUGCAUCAAGCCAUGGAGGAAAAAAAGGAGACAUUUAAAAGGAGAAUGGAGGCCCUGAAUCUGCGCUGGGAGGAACUUGGAGCCAAGGAGGCACAACUAAAGGCUCAUAUAAAGAAGUUUGAACAGUUUAUACAGGAAAAUGACCAGAAAAGAAUUCGAGCUCUGAAGAAAGCCAGCAAAGAGAGAGAAUUGAAGAGACUUCGGGUGAAAGAAUUGGCUAGGGCUAAGCAAGAGAUGGCGGCCCUGAGACAGGAGCAUCAGAGGAUAAGUGCCAAACUGCAGGACUACUCCAUAUUCCAAAAGUACUUGGAGAAAGUGGUGGAGAACUCUGAGUUUGAGGAGAUCCAUGAGGUUAUUGGACGCUACAAGACACUGGUGAGUAUGCACCAUGACCUGAUGCAGUCAGCCCAAGAGGGGCAGGAGAAAAUUGACAAGGCCAAAGCCCGGCUUACCCACUAUGUGGAGGAAAAGGAUGAUGAGGUCCUACAGCACAACAAUGAGCUUGCCAGGUUGCAGAUGCGGUAUGACCGUGCCCGGAGUGAUGUCAUCAUUUGGGAGUCUCGAUGGGCACAUAUCCAGAAUACAGCUGCCAAAAAAACUCUCCUGCUGGGCACCAUCAAGAUGGCAACCCUGAACCUCUUCCAAAUUGUGAGCAAGCAGCUGAAGGAGACCACCACACAAGUGGCCGUGGAGGAUACCCACAAACAGCUGGACCUGAUCCAGGAGUUCAUCCAAGACCUCUCAGAUAUCUGGGCAGAGGUGAAGAAGAAGGAGUCAGCAUCAAACCCACCAGCCAUCUCAUAUAAGACAUAG